AUGUCCGGAAUUGAGAUUGCAGGAUUGGUUCUCGGUGGCUUCCCUCUCUUAGUUUCUGCUGCUGAGCACUACAAAGAAGGCUGGGAGCCUUUGGUGAGAUGGAAAAGAUUUCGCACAGAGUUCCUACGCUUCAUUGAUGCUAUCGAUAUUGAGAAACAACUGUUUGAUCAGAUGCUGGAGCGAUUUCUUAUUUCGGCCGAGGUUUCCCAGGAUGAGCUACACCAUUUCCUUACGGACCCGAAUUAUCACGGAUGGCACCAAAAAGAUCUAGCUAUGACCCUGAAGUCGCGUCUAGGCCAUUCCUAUGAAGCAUUUGUUGGUUCGAUUAGGACCAUGAACGAACUCAUGGCAGAAUUGGAAAGCAUGUUGUCACUGAAAGAUGGAAAGUUUGACUGGGCAGACGAGGGAGCCAGUAGCUGGGACUAUCAACUGAAGAGGAUUCGCCAUAGCUUUAGUAAAAGAGGCACGAUAACUGUUGAGGCCCUUGAAAAGCAUAAUCGGAAACUUCGGGAGCUGCUGGAUUCUAAUGAUAAAUUAGACAGUAUGAAGUCCGUCAAGAGAGAUACGGCCUUGGCAAAUAUAUUUGGAUGUAUAAGAAGGCACGCGCAAAGUCUACACACGGCUCUCAAAGACGGUUGGAAUUGUGAUUGUCGAGAGCCUCACAGAGUCUCUCUUCGAUUGCAGCAACGUACCACGGGAGACUGGUCGUCGUUAUUUAACCUAUUAUUCGAAUAUCCGGAAGAUAUCGAAAGGUCUGCACGAAAAUCUUAUGAGCGGCGGGAGCUUGUUGUCAGUGCAAAGCCAGCCAGUACACAAAUUGAUAGCUGUGUUGACCAUCUUCUACACCCUUCUGCAGCGGUUGUUGGACGGGAGAGACUGCGGCGAAAUUUCGAGUCAAACCCAACCCCAGAGGUAAACAUUACUACGAAGUCAAUACUUAUUCCCACAUCUCCUUCGUCUUCUACAAUAUCUCAAUCUAGCUCUCAGGGAUCGCUCUCGAUUCAUCACUCAGCAGCACUCACAUCCGUUUCAACGAACGUGAUCAUAGAAGAAAACCAUACAAAGAAAUGGUUAUCUGGACUCAAGUCAAAAGCGAAAAAGUCCGUCAGAAUUCAUAUACCCCCCGAGAUUUUGAACCCCACGCCACUUGCGCCAGCAAUAGACCUUUGUAUGCGAACUAGCUCAAUCGUCUCGCCUUCGAUCCCACAAAGUCUCACAACGCCAAAAGACAUCAAGAUAAACGACCUAUGCAAAGUUAUUCACGAUUCUCGAGGUACAUCCAACUGUCACUUGGGGUAUCUGUCCGACGAGCAUCAGAAUUCCCACGUAUUCCGCAUUCCUGAAGAUAACCCCGUAGCUCGAGGUCUCUAUGAACAGAAAUUCAUCAGCCUUGAAACUAUUCUCUCAAAGCCCGAUAAAUUUUCUCCCCUCAACCGCUAUGAAAGAUACAAAGUUGCAUACAUACUGGCCUCCUCAUUACUACAGCUUCAGAACGCUCCUUGGCUUACUAACAGCCUGCAAAAGCGCUACAUCCUCUUUCCAUGCGAUUGGAAUAAUCACAAAGUUCUAAUCGACCAACCGCAUCUCACUCACUCCUUUCUCUCCACAAAGUCCCAAACUAUACCAUCAGGACAACUUCCAAACUUCAGCAGUUCCACCACCACCGUCAAGAAAUCACUCAACGAUCUCGGCAUUGUAUUACUCGAACUAUGUUUCGGGGAACGCAUCGAGGAGCAAUCGAUCCGGCAAGCUUUUCUCGUCGAUGGAAAAGAGCAUGCAAGCACAAACUAUCUCACUGCUCUAGAGUGGGCCGACGCGGUAUGUGAGCAAGAGCCAGCAUUGGAACAUGUUAUAAAAUGUUGUAUGUUUUGUAUCUUUGAAGAAAAAGCGAAUUGGGAUAAUUUGAGGUUUACACAAGCGGUGUAUGCAAGUGUUGUUGAGCCGUUGGAGAAAAUAGUCAAAAGCUGGCCGAAUGCAUUCUGA
Molecule: messenger RNA, 1983 nt
Organism: Botrytis fragariae
Lineage: Eukaryota; Fungi; Ascomycota; Leotiomycetes; Helotiales; Sclerotiniaceae
Exons: 3
Coding region: 1-1983 (660 amino acids)
Source: RefSeq, a predicted model, not a curated record